Messenger RNA from Camponotus floridanus (Florida carpenter ant), 5499 nucleotides. Its product is annotated as pleckstrin homology domain-containing family G member 5. Bases 2056 to 4884 code for a protein of 942 amino acids. The record is from RefSeq and is a predicted model, not a curated record. Gene Ontology annotation, molecular function: guanyl-nucleotide exchange factor activity. The transcript has 17 exons. Lineage: Eukaryota; Metazoa; Arthropoda; Insecta; Hymenoptera; Formicidae. Gene Ontology annotation, cellular component: endocytic vesicle; plasma membrane; axon. Gene Ontology annotation, biological process: Rho protein signal transduction; endothelial cell migration.
ACUUGCAGGGAAAUAAAAUUGAAAUUAUAAUCACAUAAUAUGUGAUGUACUCGAUCGAUUCGAAUAUUGUAACAAUUAUAAUGACUUAAUUAAGUGCGAGGCAUCCAAGAGGAGAAAUCGCACGAAAACAAAACUGUAAGUAAUGUACGUGGGAAAUGAGGCGUGCUGAAAGUUCGCUACAAGUGAAAACGCGUGAAGAAGCCUAAGAAGCCUGCUCGUUGACAGCCGUGUCGAUAACCUCGGAAAUCGAUCCACCUGCCGUGAUCGCGAUACCUGUUCCCUCACGUACGUUUAAUGUAACCUUCCAUUUAUGUGAGACACGGAACGUGACAUCUCAUAGAAACGAGCAUGAGGAAUACGUGCUCUCGCUCGAGUUAGCUGGCCAUAAUCUUCGAAACGUGAACUUUGACGUGAAAGAUGAAAAGUUUUUCCGUGGAAUAUUUGCUCAACCGAAACGCAUUUUGAAAAUCUACAGCUUGCGCUACUCUUUUGCCAUGGAACGGCUGCGUUAUUAUAAUCUUAUCGCGCGAGGAGUCUAGGAAUAAAACGUCCUUUCGAAAGAGCAUUAUCAGCUAUUAAAACUUUGGAAAUUCUGCGUGAGAUUUGGGGGAAAAGUAAAUUUGAAAUUUACAUUUCCAGUUUUUUUAUGUUAAUUAUCAAGUUUUAAUGAAGAUUUCACCAAGGACCGAGGUAUCUCCGAUUUGUUAUUUCAGUAAUUAUACGAACUUCGCGCAAGGGUACGCAAAAUGGAAUCUUGGAAGCGGGACGCUAAAAAACGAGAGCCUCUAAAAGCGGAUCGAUGAGAGGGACGUUGGUUGAGAAACAUACCGCGUUUCCGCUAUCUGCACUAGCAGAGACACCGUAUUUUUAAAGCCAACGAGAGAUGCGUUUAUUUGGAGUCGUGACAAGGAAUUUAAAAUUGAAAUUGCUCGGAAGCGACGCGUUACCGUCGGCACAAUCAGCUUAAUCGUCCCAGGAGGAGGACUCCAUUUCUUUACGCAUUCGCAUAAUUUAGCGGAGCUUAAAAACAUUCUUUCCGACAAACGUCUCGGAGAGCGUCUUGAAGAAAUAAUAAAAGAUAAAAGUGUUGAAAAAUUCCGCAGCGGAGAGUUUGCUAGAAGCCGGAGCGGUGUCGAGGAAACUUAAUCGAUGCGGCACGAAGCGCGAAGGAGAAAAGUACACGAAUAGCUCGAGUCGCUUGUGACGCGCGGCGAUAUAUACGUCGUUUCUCCCCGCGGAAGGACUACGGGGGUAGGUUGUAAAAUUUACGACGAGGGAACAACACCGCGGCUGGAAAUCGCCCCGGGAGGAAACGUGCGCCCGUAAAAAUUGUACAGCGCGAAAGCUCGGAAGGGAGCACAAGUUACCAGGCACGCGGUACUCGCUUCUCUCUUCUAAAACGAGACCGCGCGCGGAGUAGGAAAGAAGAGAGAAGAUCGAUCGCCGUCGACCGGGAAUCUCUCUCUCCGAAUCGGUGCCCGACUAAGCGAGAGAGUGGAAGCGCCAGAGGAGGGCCCGACGGCGCGCAAGAGCGGCCUCGUACGCGGUCUCGUCCGCCGAUUGAGCAGCGGGGGUGGUCGACCGGGUCACCCCGUGAUCGCGUCGUGCGUCGAGCGCGGCAACGGGGGAAACGGGGGGCCCGGGAGGGAGUGCGGGCCCGGCAGGCCCGCCGGCGGGGGCGGCGACGAGGCCGAGACGAGCCCCAGCGGCGAUCGCGCCCUCGCGGUGGGACCCGGUAGCACCACGGUGUCCGCAUCCGCAGGGACCCCCUCUGGCCGCGGUACCCCGAGCCGACGGCCCAGCCGCGAUCUAAGCCCCUCGAAGAAGCCGUCGGCGUCGUCGGCGACCGGCCAGCAGGAUGCGGUGGCCAGCCACGGGGGCGGAGGUGGUGCCGGUACCGCGUCGUCGUCGUCGUCCGGUCAGGAUUGGCGGAAGCUAGUCGGCAGCAUAAGGCGCAAGGUGCGCCGCAAGACCGCUCACAAUAGCUCGAGCAUAUCCGAGGCCGCUCUGCAGGAAACGACCAAUCGUAAUCAGGACGACUUCCUCAAGGCGGCCAUGAGGAUCUUCUUGGUGGUGUCGCCGCCGAUGGGACGCGUUCAGGUGCGCUCGAGAUCGCUGACCCAGCUGGAUGCACUCAGCAGCAGCAUGUUGGACACGGGGGAGCAUCAUCUGGAGAGUGAUUCCUCGCAGCAGCAACCCCCUCAUUUGCACCACCAUCAGCAACCCCAUCAGCUGCAACACCCCCUCGGCAUCGAGUGCAAUCGGAUUCGAUUUCUCGCGCCGGGCGCAGCACCCGUCGAGAUUGUGCACCCUAAUCGUACCAGACACAAACUUUCGCGAUCUCAGGUGUCUAGUAACGAAUACUUUAGUGUCAGUUUCGAAGUGGGCGAGGACACCGCCGCAGCUUCCUUUGAACGCGAGGAGUUUCUGCCAGCUACGAGGGGAACUUACCUGGUGGAUGUACUGAGCCCGGCUUGCGAACGUCGGGGUGUCGAUUUAUCGCGCGUCGAAGUUCUGGACAGCUCAUCGACGCCGUUAUCUCUGCUGACAACAGAUGCUUCUACCCUUGGUGGAAAGCAUCUACGAGUUACUUUUAAGGAUGAAAGAUUGAAUUCUCGAACGUCGAGUCAAAGGGGAAACCAGAAUGUGCCGUUGCGGAAAACUAGUGGAAAUUAUCGAGGCCGAAGUGGUCGUUUCUUCAGCGUUUCCACCGAAGAUACGAACGUCGAUUCCGAGGUUGGUGGUGUCUGCACGACGCUCGCUUCUGGUCGGAGUUCCGCUGGGGCUGCGGGACUCAAAUCCAGUAAGCAACGCUGGAGCGGAUUCUUCACCAACACCAAGGGUAUCAAGAUGGACCUUUUAACUGCCCAAUUGGACGAGUACAACAAGCAUGGCGUGCCGAGACCAGCUAAUAUUCAUUUUCAAUGUGAUCCAACGAUCAACGAAGAAGCGCUCUACAGUUUAGAGGAUGACUGGCGCAACAUAGUCGAGAAUUCUCAUCUACUCUCGGAGAAACAAACACAACAACAAACCGCUCUCUGGGAAUUGGCUGAAACCGAAGUGGCUUACAUUAAAACGUUAAAGGUCGUAACCGAUCUCUUCAUGGCGUGCCUCUGUAGCCUGCAGGCCUCGAAUAUCCUGAACGAGGUCGACAGGUCCAAGUUGUUCAGCAAUAUACCCGAUAUCUACGCCGCUAAUCGCUACUUUUGGACGGAGUAUCUGCUCACGAUGGUGAAUACGUCGAGAUCAAGCGGACAGCCGCUCGAUCCUGGUCAUCUUCUGCUGGGCUUCGAAACUUUUGAACAGACGUUUGCACCUUAUACGAGAUACUGCGCCGAACAAAGCAAGUGUCAGCAAUAUUGUAAGGACCGGCUGAAUGAUAACCAGCUUUUCACGGCGUAUCUGGUAUGGUGCGAAACGCAAAAGGACUGCAACCGAUUGAAACUUAUGGACAUACUAGUGAUGCCGAUGCAAAGGUUGACUAGGUAUUCGCUUUUGCUUAAAGCCGUUUAUAAAAAUACCGAAAACGAAGAGCAACGUACGGAAUUAGUUCAUAUGAUCAAGUCUGUCGACGGUUUCGUGGCGUCCGUGAACGCGGCCCUGAGAAGAAAUGAGGAGGCCGCUCAGCUGGACAGCGCUGCCGCCCGUUUAGAGAGUUACGACGUCGUGGAAUCUAAAGGGCUCGAUGAGGAAGUGGAAAAACUGAUAAAACUGUACAGCAAUCUCGAUAUUACUACGGUACCGAUGCCCGGGUGCCCAAAGGACAGUUUAAGAACCCUUCUUCGAGAAGGGGAUUUGAAAUUAAGAGAUGCCACCAGCAAAAUGGAAGUGCACGUACUAUUAUUGACGGACAUGCUGUUGAUUUGCAAACCUACAACGAAAAAAAUGUUCAAGAUCAUUAGGCAACCGUAUGUUGUCGAUCGGAUACGAAUACACGAGGUCAAAGAACCGUCUAGUCUGGGAUUGGUUUAUCUUAACGAGUACGGGACAGUUUCGGCUGCUUUAAUUCUCAGCGCCGGUGACCCGAAACUAGCCAAGUCGUGGAUGGAGUCUUUGAGACACGCCCAGCAACAAUUUGUAAUGAUGAAAGUACCAUCACUUGGUACCGAGCCAGUAAUGAAUCUGGCAACUGUCAGCAGGCAACCGAGUACGUUGGGUGAUGGCGAUUUCGAGACAGAAGAGUGCGAGGGGAACUUUCCAAGAACUCCACGUGGUAGUAGCAGAGCCUCGCAUGUUAGCAGUCUCGCUCAUAGUCACAGCGGUAGUAUGGAGAUGGAAGGCGUGUCUCCGGGAAGUAGCAGUUUUCUACCCAGUUAUAAUCCGAGUAGAAACGUCAGCGUGGAAACAAACGAACAACCGCGAGCGUCGAGUUCGUUGUCAUCGGAAGAGGGUGGCGAAUCCAGUUCUGGGCAUAAUCACAGAUCUUUGCAUAUAAGACGUUCGUUAUUGGGUAAAUCCCCGACGCCGAACACGCUGAGUGUCCAAGUGCCGUAUUCGAGUCUGGGACAAUCGCUGCCCAAUUUGACGCUGGCCACCUCACCACAAACUUCUACUGUGUCACCGACGCCACCGAACUCGUUGCUCAUCGUGCCGCAGAUGACAAAGAGCAAAGACACUCUGCUUUCACCAGGACACCGAGGUAGUAUAUCCUAUCCACCACCGUCGCCGCCACGAGGUGCUCUCAGGCGAGCAUUCGCGUUACCGCAAUCUCGAAAUCCGCCCUUGAUCAAAACGAGGCAUGUGAAUACAUCCUUGACGCAACCGGUGAUGCAGGCAACCACGAUAAGCAAUUCCGAUACCGAAGUUAUCGAGGAGAGACGGAGAAGGUUAGAUCCUUCGCAGAGAGUGCCGUCGACGAGUAGCGUCAUCGAAGAAAAGAAAUGACCGGCAAAUUGAUCUGCAAGAAGAAUUUUCCAAAGAAUGUAUGGUAUGGAUCACAUCGCCGACAUGGAUGUACGUGAUAUGUAAAGUUCGACGUGGAUAUACGUGAUAUGUAAUGCUUGAUGAGAUGCAUCUUCUCUUUAACUCUAUGUGUGAGUGCUGCACACACUUUCACAUAGAAACAAAAUUGAGGAGCGAAUUUGAUCUUCGAGGAUUGAUUAUCUCGCACUCUCUGGAAUUCUAUCUGGAAACGUAUCAAGCAAUUUUACAAUCGAUUGGGGCCAUUCGAAAUCAACGUGAAGUUUAUACCACGACCGUAUUGCUACUUUAUCUCGUUAUCCUUGUAAUAGUAGAUGUUUCUUUAUAAUAUUUAUCCAAGUCCGAAUUGUCUAUGUUUAAUAUUGCAUCGCCUUGGUGUUGAACAGUCGCAUGCAAUAUUCAAUAUUCGUACAAUUUAGACUUUUAAGCGACGAACAAAAAGGCCUACUUAGCAUAAUUACAUUAAGAUUACAUAGUGAGUGUGUAGGGCCGUCGUUGAUAUUUAAGACGCCUUUAUAAAAGAAUUUAUUUAACAUUUUAGCGAAGAAAAAUUUUUAGAGAAUAAGAAAUCAAAAUUAC